AAAUUUUGUUAGUGCGAGUUGAGAGCAAGGCAAGGGCAGAGUGAAAUAGAGUAACAAAUAUAAAUAAUAAUUAAUUAUAAAAAUGGCUGACGAAGAUGUUAAUGGUGAUUCCGAUGAAGUGCAGCAGGAAAAGUCACAAAAGAAAGUCGCUAAGUAUGACAGCGGGGCUGCAGAUUUAGAAAGAGUCACUGAUUACGCUGAGGAAAAAGAAAUUUCCUCGUCCGAUGGUUUCUCGUGUGCGCUAAGUAUAAUUGGUGACAGGCGUAAUAAAGAACAAGCGGAGAAAAAAGCUAAGGAAAGAGAAUUGUUAAAAGUUUCUAUCAAAAAAGAGGAUGUUGAUUUAAUUAUGAAAGAAUUGGAAAUAAAUCGGACUAGAGCUGAAAGAACCUUACGAGAACACCGAGGUAAUAUCGUCGAAGCUUUGGUGACGCUGACCAACUAAUUAAAAUAAAAUUCAGCUAAUUGCUAUAAAAAUUGAAAGAAAAAAAAAGUAAAUAAAUGAAUCAAGUUACUCUGAAUAAAAAAAGUAAAAAAUAAACCGACGACCAAAUGUUUAAUGAAUUAUAAUUAUAAGUUGGAUGUAAUUUAUUUAAUAAUCACGAUAUACACA
Messenger RNA from Cotesia glomerata, 610 nucleotides. Its product is annotated as huntingtin-interacting protein K. NCBI's taxonomy places the organism in Eukaryota, Metazoa, Arthropoda, Insecta, Hymenoptera, Braconidae. The transcript is spliced from 3 exons. Bases 83 to 442 code for a protein of 119 amino acids. Gene Ontology annotation, biological process: protein stabilization; negative regulation of apoptotic process. The record is from RefSeq and is a predicted model, not a curated record.